Molecule: messenger RNA, 141 nt
Organism: Dibothriocephalus latus
Lineage: Eukaryota; Metazoa; Platyhelminthes; Cestoda; Diphyllobothriidea; Diphyllobothriidae
Source: the annotation of a GenBank genome assembly
AUGCCGAAUAUGGCGGAGGGCGUGGUGUCACGCUUAGGUGCAGACCCGGGUACCGGCCUUUAUGACAUGAUGGCUCCAACCGCUUGCGAUCGAUUCGGCUUCCCGUCUUCUCGGCUCAGUCUUGACAUCGGGCACAGGUAG